UCGCGAGUCGGAAAAUUGAGAACUUUACAGAUUGAGAGAUUCUUUUAUUGUUGUACGAAUUGCUAGCCGAACCGGUCGGACUUUUGAAUUUUAAGUAGAGCGAGUAGCUCGGAAAUUCUUUUAUACGUAUUAUUAGACGGAUAAACGACGCUACCUGUGGAUCGGAUAAUUCGCUACAUAGUUAAUAAAACAAAAACUGUGUUAACUACGCAGAUAAAACAAACGGCUGUGUUAUCAGCAGCAACCGAUUCUCGGGAACAAAUAACGAACAAGUGAUACGGAAAUGACUUGGGGAUUUGUGACCUGCGGCCCCAAUGAGGCUCUAGUUGUCUCUGGGUGCUGCUAUAUGAAGCCGCUUUUGGUGCCGGGAGGCCGAGCAUUCGUUUGGCCAGUGGGUCAGCAAGUUCAGCGAAUUUCGUUGAACACGAUGACCCUGCAGGUGGAGAGUCCUUGCGUGUACACCAGCCAAGGAGUUCCAAUCUCAGUGACGGGCAUUGCACAGGUGAAGGUCCAGGGUCAGAACGAGGACAUGCUGCUGACCGCCUGCGAGCAGUUCUUGGGCAAAUCAGAGGCAGAGAUCAACCACAUCGCCUUGGUCACCCUGGAGGGACAUCAGCGCGCUAUUAUGGGUUCGAUGACCGUGGAGGAGAUCUACAAGGACCGCAAGAAGUUCAGCAAGCAGGUGUUUGAGGUGGCCUCCAGCGAUUUGGCCAACAUGGGAAUAACCGUGGUUUCCUACACCAUCAAGGAUUUGCGCGAUGAGGAGGGCUACCUGCGGUCAUUGGGUAUGGCACGCACGGCGGAGGUGAAGCGUGAUGCCCGCAUUGGCGAGGCUGAGGCCCGCGCUGAGGCCCACAUUAAGGAGGCCAUUGCUGAGGAGCAGCGCAUGGCCGCACGGUUUCUAAACGACACCGAUAUUGCCAAGGCGCAGCGCGACUUCGAGCUGAAGAAGGCCGCCUACGAUGUGGAAGUGCAGACCAAAAAGGCCGAGGCCGAGAUGGCCUACGAGUUGCAGGCGGCCAAGACCAAGCAGCGCAUCAAGGAGGAGCAGAUGCAGGUGAAGGUGAUCGAGCGCACACAGGAGAUUGCCGUCCAGGAGCAGGAGAUCAUGCGCCGCGAGCAAGAGCUGGAGGCCACCAUUCGCCGACCGGCCGAGGCAGAGAAGUUCCGCAUCGAGAAGUUGGCCGAGGCCAACAAGCAGCGCGUGGUCAUGGAGGCCGAGGCGGAGGCCGAAUCGAUCAGGAUCCGUGGUGAGGCGGAGGCCUUUGCCAUUGCGGCCAAGGCUAAAGCAGAGGCCGAGCAGAUGGCCAUGAAGGCAGAGGCCUACCGCGAGUACCGCGAGGCUGCCAUGGUGGAGAUGCUCCUGGACACACUGCCAAAGGUGGCCGCCGAGGUGGCUGCUCCACUAUCGCAGGCUAAGAAGAUCACGAUGGUGUCCAGCGGAACUGGCGAUAUCGGUGCUGCCAAACUGACCGGCGAGGUUCUCUCGAUCGUCAACAAAGUGCCAGAGCUGGUCAAGAACAUAACCGGCGUGGACAUUGCUCGGUCUGUGCAUGCUGGCUAAAAAGUACCCAAAAGAAUACCAAAAACACAAAAUUAUGUACUCUUCAAAAAUAAAAAAAGAAAACAAAAAAAGAAAUAACGCAAUCUUGAACGAUCGAAUACUUCAAAACUGAAAUCGAACGCAUUUAAAUUUCUUUAUAAUUAAUAUAUUAUUGAAUCUUUGUGCUAACCCGACAAAUUUUGCAACAUGUUUUACACACACACUCAGAGAGGAGCAAAAAUAUUUUGUAUUACAUGUAUAAUGUAUUUAUAUAAGUGUAUUGCACAAAGCGUGGAAUAAAUAUUCUUCCUUGGAUCAACAAA
Molecule: messenger RNA, 1866 nt
Organism: Drosophila erecta
Lineage: Eukaryota; Metazoa; Arthropoda; Insecta; Diptera; Drosophilidae
Gene: Flo1
Product: flotillin-1
Exons: 7
Coding region: 284-1564 (426 amino acids)
Biological process (GO): regulation of receptor internalization; protein localization to plasma membrane; positive regulation of cell-cell adhesion mediated by cadherin
Cellular component (GO): plasma membrane
Source: RefSeq, a predicted model, not a curated record